CGCCCGGUGAGCACCGUUAAAUACACUGUGAACAGAAGUUCUCGUAACAGUUUUUGGUGAUACUCUGUAUCAUUAUAAUUUUCGUGGAUAGGUUUUAUCAUAAAUAAAUUCAUCAUUGAUGGUUUUUUAUGUGUCUACUGUACGUUUCAAACGUGAUUUUCCAAUAUAUUGAGUCAAUGUCUCAUACACUGUUCACAUUUAAUUGUCAAUAUUGUUAUCAGUAAUGUGGAAUGUGUUAUUAAGGCCAAUUUGGAUUUGAAUUAAUUCUAAAACUUUUCUUUGUCUCUGAAGUGGUGUAACGAUGGUUUUAAGAGUGGGAUAGAAAUGCUAAGGCUUAUAAUAUGAGCCAUGAGGAGAUCAUGGUUAGUCCUACUCUUCUGCGUGUCUUCCCAGUUGUUUGCCAACCCUGCUUCUAAGGAAAAAUUGCGAUUCGAAGAAAUUGAAGUUGUACUGGGUUCCAUGGCCAAGCUACCAUGCGACCUUGUACCUCCAGAGGAUGACGAUAGUGUGGCCCUAGUUAUAUGGUAUAAGGACGACGAUAAGACCCCUAUAUACAGCUACCAUGUGACCUUGUACCUCCAGAGGUAUGACGAUAGUGUGGCCCUAGUUAUAUGGUAUAAGGACGACGAUAAGACCCCUAUAUACAGCAUGGAUGUGCGAGAGAGGGAUCUACACAAAGGAAUACACUGGGCCGACGGUGACCUGGAGGGCCGGGCACAGUUCUCUAGUGACCUCUACCAGGCGGCCCUCACACUGGCCAACUCCAGGGGCUCGGAUACGGGUCUAUACAAGUGCCGGGUGGAUUUUAAACACUCUCCCACCAGGAACAGCUUGGUCAACGUUACAGUGAUCGUUCCUCCUGAAGAUAUUCAUUUGGAGGACUCCGAAGGUAACCUCAUCACGUCCAGGACAUUGGGUCCGCUGCCGGAAGGGAUGCCUUUGCAAAUUAACUGCAUCUCCGCAGGAGGAAUGCCAAUUCCUCGCGUGUCAUGGUGGUACAACCUGACGCUGCUAGAUGACUCGUAUGACGUGCUACAAGACGGCCGGGUGCAGAACAGCUUGGCUUUAGACAAGACUGAGCGGGAACAUCUCCAUGGGGUUCUCACGUGUCAAGCGCUCAACAGCCCUUUUGUCGUGCCGAAAUCCACUUCUGUCUCCAUCGACUUGUACCUUGGACCAUUGGAUGUGAGACUCCUCGGCGACAACCUUCCGGUGGGGGCCGGCUCGGAGUACGAGGUCGCCUGCCAGACAUCCGGUUCCCGCCCUCCCGCCACGCUCACCUGGUGGAAGUCUGGCGUCCCUCUUCACUUGCCGGCCAAAGAAGUGUCCAGUAUAGAAGGCAACGUAACUACCAGUACGGUGAGAUUGAGGCCGGGUAAGGCGGACCACGGAGCCAAACUAAGCUGCAGAGCCACAAACCCACGGGUUCCAAACAAAGCACUAGAGGCCUCCUGGACGUUGGAUGUUCAUUUUGUUCCAGAAAUUGAAGUUGUCCUUGUGAGUCCAGAAGACAGUACCAUGGUCAAGGAAGGGAUGGCUGUGUCCCUGGAGUGUCGGGUGCGGGCCAAUCCGCCUGCAGAGAAGAUCACCUGGUUACAUAAUGGGAAUCCAGUACAGACUGGGAUGGACUACCAGGUGUUCUCCAACAACUCCCUGAUACUGUUCUUCGUGACCAGGAAAAAUAGCGGUGACUACACGUGUUGGGCUCUGAACACAGAAGGCGAAGCUAGGAGCCCACCGUUCAAUCUUGAUGUUAAAUACACACCAAAGUGUAAAAGUACGAAACAACUUCUGUACGGAGCCUCCCGCCACGAGGCGGCCAACGUGAGCUGUGAGACAACAGGAAACCCUCAGCCUCGGAAGUUCUGGUGGAGGUACAAUUCGUCUGUCGAAGGCAGAGACGACGUCUUCAUGACGAACGGUAGCGCGGGAGUGAGCACCACCAGAGUGUCACUGUCCGGAAGUGAGGGGGAGGUUUCGCUCCUGUGUUGGGGAGAAAACGACGUAGGCAACCAAAGCAUCCCUUGUUCUUUCCGAGUGGUGUUGGCAAAUAACCCAGAAACACCGUCUAACUGCAGCCUCACAGACCGUGGGGAAACCUGGGUUGCCAUUCAGUGCCUUGCUGGGAGUGACGGCGGCCUACCUCAGACGUUUGUGGCCGAAGUGUCGCUGGAGGGAAGGUUGGUUGCCAAUACAAGCCGUAGCGGCACCGCUGAGUUCACCGUGACCAGCCUGGAGCCAGGGGUCACCUACGGCGUCGCUGUGCGAGCGCACAAUCAAAAAGGCUCCAGCGAGACUGUCACCUUCCAGGCCGCCACGACUGGCAGACUAAUCACCCAGAGAAGAACAACGUCCUCAGAAUCUUCAUCGGGUAAUGUUGAUUCAACACUGCUUCUGGGAAUAAUAUCCUUCGUGUCCUGCAUCCUGGCCGUGGGAGCGCUCGUUGGGGCAGUCCUGCUGUGUAGGAGACUACACCAGAGAUCGCCGCAACUUUCCCCAGAACAGAAGAAGAUAGAACAGAUGACCGUGGCCGAGUCCUGCACUUUAUCAGACGAUGACAGAAAUCCUGAUGUUGUUCCGUGCAGUAAUGAAAUGACAGUUCUGGAAGUAAAAGGAGAAGUCCCCCUCAAGGAAACCCUAAUGUGGGAAUCUCAACUCGUACUUAACUCAGUGCCAGUCCACCUCGCCAACACUCAAACUGUGCCUUGCAUGCAGACCUGGGGCGUGGUGGGCUGGGAAGGAAGCUGUCCCAACAUCGCCCAGAGACACGCUGAGACCCAGACUCCACAAAAUGUUCUGGAAAGUGUCGUAUAGAUUUGAGGAUCUAUUCCGGAGAACUCCGAAGUAUCAAACAUGUGUUACCAUAAAACUACCUAAGGACUAAGGACAUGAUAAUUUUGGCUGGUGGAUCGUUUUACGUUAUUGUUUUAAACAUCGCCAACAGAUUUUUGUAAUAUUUGUACUUCUGUAUUGAAAUGUAAAUAAAAGUAUUU
Messenger RNA from Homalodisca vitripennis (glassy-winged sharpshooter), 2993 nucleotides. RefSeq names its product hemicentin-2-like. The transcript has 16 exons. NCBI's taxonomy places the organism in Eukaryota, Metazoa, Arthropoda, Insecta, Hemiptera, Cicadellidae. Bases 349 to 2814 code for a protein of 821 amino acids. Gene Ontology annotation, molecular function: protein binding. The record is from RefSeq and is a predicted model, not a curated record.